Messenger RNA from Dreissena polymorpha, 2590 nucleotides. RefSeq lists its product as uncharacterized. NCBI's taxonomy places the organism in Eukaryota, Metazoa, Mollusca, Bivalvia, Myida, Dreissenidae. The record is from RefSeq and is a predicted model, not a curated record. The transcript is spliced from 5 exons. Gene Ontology annotation, molecular function: zinc ion binding; protein binding. Bases 950 to 2590 code for a protein of 546 amino acids.
UUGGUUGCUGUUCAGUUCGAAAUUUCGUAUUACUUGCCUGUUUUUAAUAACAUUGUGUGUGUGUUUUUUUGUAUGAUAUUUAUUGUACACAUGCUUGGACAUAAAUAUUUCAAUUGAUUUUAGAUUUUAAAAUCUUGUUUGUUUAAAGUGACUUAUCAAAAUGGCGACAUAUGCAAUUUCAAGACAUUCUGCUGUGGUUAAAUAUUAAUGUUGUACAAUCUGCGAUAACGACCGAUCUGCAGAAGUAGAUGCAGAUUUUUACUGUAAAACAUGUAUUCACUCCCACAGACACCAUGGGCGGUGGUUUUUUAAAAAAUCUUCUUAUGGAAAGGAUAAAAUUAUGAAGUGGCCACUUCCUAAGAAGAUGGAGAAUUAUCUUAUAACAUGCAUCACACACACAAAUGAAAAAUUAACAAUAUUGUGCAAUAGCCAUAGUGAGUUGUGCUGCUCCAGAUCUGUUGAGCUUAAUCACAGAUCCUGAUUUGUACUGAAGGAUUAGCUGCUAUUUGAAUUCUCGUCUGUAUGUACAUUUUAUUUCAUUAUGGACUGAAAAGCAUUCCUACAUUAUUAAAUGUAGUGAACUGUGAACUAUCUUAUUUAUGAUGUCUUGUUUAUUGGGAUACAACACAGCCGUAGCCAUCCGGGUUACAGUAUUAUAGACUAUUUUAACAGAAUUAUACUUUAACUACAUGUACUUUAACAUGUAAAACUUCAUACACAAGAGUAUCAAAAUUGGCGACAGGUUCAUUGUCUAAUGUUGUGAAACGUUGGCCUAUGGUUGAAAAGUUUUAUUGUACAUCUUGUGUUUGAAUUUAUCCGUGUUUCAGUGUUAAUUUUAACUUCUAAGGUUGAUAAACUUUUGGAACUAGCUUUAUUGUUUUCAUAUUUCACAAGAAAUAUACUUGAACGAUACGAACAAAAAGGUAUUUACAUUAUAAACAGUAACAAAAUGGCAACAGGUUCAUUGUCUUCGGUUCCAAAACGUUUGCGUAUGGUUGAAGACUUUUCUUGCACAUGUUGUUUAGAGCAGAAUCUUACGGAAUCUGCAGACAUUUAUUGUGAACAAUGUUUAAGGUUUUAUUGUAAAAAAUGUGUUAUCCUGCAUAGUCAGUUGUUUACAAAACAUACAACAUGCGGAAGGGGAGAUAUUCAGAAAUGGCCAGUUCCAAAGGAGGUGGAGGAUUUUCUCAGGAAGUGUGAGGUGCAUGCGGAUGAAACACUGACACAGUUUUGCCAUGACCAUGGUCAGCUGUGCUGCUCUGCAUGUGUUGGAACAAUUCACAGCCAGUGCAGUAAAGUGACCCAGAUUUCGGAGCUGACCAACACGCAGCCCUCAGGCCUAGAGGGGCUGUCAGUGGAGCUGGAAACUGUCCUGGGGGAAAUUAAAACCCUGCAGAUCAGUCAGGAGGCCAGCAUUCAGUCAUUGCAGAGAACAUACAAUGAACAUAGGGAAGUUAUGAUAGAGCAAAUGUGUGGCAAUUUAAAUACUUUUAUAGAUGAAUGUGAUAAUAAUUCUGUGGGAACAUCAGGCGGAAAUGAGCAAUAUUUAAAAGAAGAGAUGUGUAGGAGUGUUCUCUCUAUCGUGAAUGAAUUUGAUAAUAUUACUGCGAAGGAACUUAACGAGAUGAGAGAUGAAGUUAUAAGCAUUAAAGGGUCAGUUACAAGUUCUAUGCAUAAAUGCACCAGUCUUCACAAUGACUUGUCACAUUUCCAUGAAAUUGUUGAGAAAAUUGGAGAUCAUAAGCAGCUCUGCCUUAUAGCCAGCAUAAAAUGUAAGCAUAUAAUACAGCAGGCACUGACUUUGCUGGGAAAGUCAGGCAAGGCGUUUAAUUUCCAGAGUAAUGCUAAGCACAAUGUGAGAAUACCAAGUGAUUCAGGUGAAUGUAGUAUCACAGGCGUAUGUGUUCUGACUGAUGGGCAGGUGCUGAUCGCAGACUGGAAUAAUAAGAGGUUAAAGCUGCUGAACCAGCAGUACCAGGUGGUGAGUCACUGUGAUGUGACUGUAUAUGUAAGGGACAUGUGUCAGAUCACACCCAGUGAGGUUGCUGUGGCUGUGAAUGAUUAUGUUAGCAAAACACAUAAUGUCAAGUUUGUCACAGUCACCCAGAGCCAGCUCACUCUUGGCAGGAAGCUUGAGUUACAACAUGGAUGUACAGGUAUAGCCUGCCAUCAGGGAGAACUGUUUAUCUGCUCUGGUACUGCUCUGUUCAAGUACACACUAUAUGGCAAACAGCUCUGCAGACUCUAUGAAGAUGAAUCUGCUUAUGACACAGACCCAGCACUAGGGUGGCUACGUGGUCUACAUGUGACCCCUGCAGGCCAGGUGCUGGUCUGUGGAGACCAUUUCCACACUGUAGUACAGGUGGGCUGGGAGGGAGAGAGUAAGCUGGCUACGCUGGCUACUCAGAAGGAUGGAGUGAGGAGGCCACAGUCAGUCUGCUACUGCAGCACCACAUCAUCCAUCAUUCAACUGCUAAUCACAGAAGACAAAGGAGUAGUGAAAGGCUCAAUCAAAUCAAAGUCCAGCAAUGUGAGGGUGACACAGCCUUUCCAUGUCCUCGUAUUGCAACAUGAAGAACAUUUUAGCUGA